GGAGAAUAAGCAAGAAGCCCUAUAAAUCCAGACUAUAGCUACCAUUUCCAACCAUCAGCUUUUUCAUCUUCAUCUUCCUCAUCGAUUGGCCUGAAUUAAAGGGAAGGGAUCAUAAUCUACAAUUAGAAUGGACGUCAAACAACAAUCGAUGAUUCAAGAAUCACAAAAACCGUCCACCAAAAACCAUGAUUCGUCCUCAGAUGUCCUUCCUCUACCUCUGUACCUCGCUAACGGAGUCUUUUUCACCAUCUUUUUCUCCGCCGUCUACUAUCUACUCCUCCGAUGGCGUGAAAAGAUCCGAAACUCUGCCCCUCUACACGUCCUUACCCUCUCUGAAAUGAGUGCUUUAGUUGCCUUUCUUGUCUCCUUCAUUUAUCUCCUAGGCUUCUUCGGCAUCAGCUUUGUGCAGUCGUUGAUUAUUCCCCGUGCUACCCAUGACAUUUUGGAUGAAUUAGAGGAGAUUGAUCAGUUGAUGAACAAGGAGGAUUCCCGUGCCGCUCCCUGUGCUGCCGCUCCAACCCCAUCUGAUUGCCAAGUUGCUUCUCCCAAACCUAAAUCCAAACUAGACAGGAUUGAUGCUGCUGAUCAACUGCCGGCCCCGGCGCUCACCCUCUCGGAGGUGGACGAGGAGAUUAUCAAGUCUGUGGUGGAGGGCAAGACCCCUUCUUAUUCUCUCGAAUCCAAGCUUGGUGAUACUCUCCGUGCCGCUGCUAUUCGCCGUGAGGCUUUACAGAGGAUCUGUGGAAAGUCCCUCGCAGGGCUUCCCUUGGAGGGCUUCGAUUACGACGCCAUACUAGGUCAGUGCUGCGAGAUGCCUGUGGGUUACGUUCAGAUUCCGGUGGGCAUCGCUGGGCCUCUGUUGCUCGAUGGCAGAGAAUUCUCGGUUCCCAUGGCUACCACGGAGGGCUGCCUGGUUGCCAGCACCAACAGGGGAUGCAAGGCCAUCUAUGUCUCUGGCGGGGCAUCUAGUGUGGUCUUUAGGGACGCGAUGACCAGGGCUCCCGUUGUCAGGUUCGGCACUGCCAAGCGCGCUGCUGAUUUGAAGUUUUUCCUCGAGGACCCUCUCAAUUUCGAGGCCUUGUCGCUUGUUUUCAACAGUUCCAGCCGAUUUGCCAGGCUUCAGACCAUCAAGUGUGCGAUUGCUGGCAAGAAUCUCUACAUCAGGUUCUCCUGCAGUACAGGGGAUGCAAUGGGCAUGAACAUGGUCUCUAAGGGUGUGCAGAAUGUGAUGGACUUCCUUCACAAGGAAUUUCCGGACAUGGAUGUUAUUGGCAUCUCUGGAAACUACUGUUCAGACAAGAAACCGGCUGCUGUGAAUUGGAUUGAAGGUCGGGGUAAAUCAGUUGUUUGUGAGGCUAUCAUCAAGGAAGAUGUGGUGAAGAAGGUCCUCAAGACUGAUGUCGAGUCGUUGGUGGAGCUCAACAUGCUCAAGAACCUUACUGGUUCUGCUAUGGCUGGAGCUCUGGGUGGCUUCAACGCCCAUGCCAGCAAUAUUGUCUCUGCUAUAUAUAUUGCCACUGGCCAAGAUCCUGCACAAAAUAUUGAGAGUUCUCACUGCAUCACCAUGAUGGAACCUGUCAACGAUGGAAAGGACCUUCACAUCUCUGUAACUAUGCCUUCUAUUGAGGUUGGUACAGUCGGAGGUGGGACACAACUGGCCUCUCAGUCAGCUUGCUUGAAUCUUCUUGGAGUGAAGGGAGCUAGUAAGGAAGCUCCAGGAUCAAACUCAAGGCAGUUAGCUACCAUUGUAGCUGGGGCCGUUCUUGCUGGAGAGCUUUCUCUCAUGUCAGCAAUUGCUGCUGGCCAACUCGUCAAGAGCCAUAUGAAGUACAACAGGUCCAAUAAGGACGUGUCCAAGGCUUCGUCUUGAGGUUCCUAUCCCCGAAUAAGUCGUAGUAGAUGACUGGAGCAGACUGGUGCAUAUAUUGUCAUCAAAACAGUGAACCUUCUAACCAAGCCAGGGAGACAAUUGUUCUUAUUUUACACAUUUACGUUCUUCAUGAAUUCUCGUUAGAGGGUAAAACAAAAUUGUGAGAGAUUGGAUUAGUCUUUCUUUGUUUAUUAGUUAUUCUUUUGUAUCCUUUUGUAUUCACAUUUUUCUAUUUCAUCAGAAUUUCGAAGGAUUGAAAUUUCAAACAAAUUCUAGACAUCAUUUUCCUAUG
Molecule: messenger RNA, 2162 nt
Organism: Olea europaea var. sylvestris
Lineage: Eukaryota; Viridiplantae; Streptophyta; Magnoliopsida; Lamiales; Oleaceae
Product: 3-hydroxy-3-methylglutaryl-coenzyme A reductase-like
Exons: 3
Coding region: 128-1870 (580 amino acids)
Biological process (GO): coenzyme A metabolic process; sterol biosynthetic process; isoprenoid biosynthetic process
Cellular component (GO): endoplasmic reticulum membrane; peroxisomal membrane
Molecular function (GO): protein binding; hydroxymethylglutaryl-CoA reductase (NADPH) activity
Source: RefSeq, a predicted model, not a curated record